Guillardia theta CCMP2712 is the source of this 1539-nucleotide messenger RNA. RefSeq lists its product as hypothetical. Lineage: Eukaryota; Cryptophyceae; Pyrenomonadales; Geminigeraceae. The transcript has a single exon. The record is from RefSeq and is a predicted model, not a curated record. Bases 1 to 1539 code for a protein of 512 amino acids.
AUGUUUCCACAUCACACGUCACAGAAUAAGAGAUCCUCAAGGGUUGUACCACAAUACUCAGCAGAUAUCGAGCAAGAGAUGUCGUUGUAUUGUCAGGAUGGUGGUUCUGAGCUCGUGAUGGGCUACUCUGCGAACCAUCAUGUUGAUAAUUCAUGGAUUCAACGGCAGCCCACGGACUUUCCUGAGGACCUGCCCCAGGACUUUCCCCAGGACCUACCCCAGGAGCAAGAGAUGAACUCGUUCAAGUCACAACGGGCGAACAGCAUCUCACAAAAUUCAAAGUUCCAGAAGGAGGCAGGAGGGAUGUCCAGCUACAGCAAUGCUGACGACGAGCGUCCAAUAGGACUGUGCACCUUCCUAGGGCAGUUUUACAGCCCGAUCAACAUCUUAAGGGGAAUUCACCGUCACUUACAGGAUAGCGACGAGUACUCUCCUUUCUUUGCUCGCCCUGAGGUGUGCGACGCGUACUCUAGGAGGGAACGAUUAAUGGUUCUGGUCAAUGUAGUCCUGGUUUCUCUGACCAAUUCCGCGUUUCUGAUGACGGUCCAAUUGCCAACCGAGUGGUACGCCAAGAAAAUGAUGGGCGCGUUGUUGAACCCAAUUCUCAAGGCUCUCAUGCUGACCGAGCUCUUGAAGAGGAUCUUCAAAGCGAAGGCAGACGAAGGGGGAUGCUGUAUGCGAUGUCUGAGGAAGAGCGGAAACUUGCUGGCGGUUGCUCUGUGGGCGAUCUCAUGCUUCUUUGGAGUGACCUUUAUCGCAGAUGCAUUUUAUUGCAAACAAUAUGUGUUCUCUCAGCCCCAACUAGUUGCGCAGGCCAUGUCGAGUCAGAUGCUCGCUCCAGCUGGGUCUUCCAAAGGCACCAUCAUCUUCGUGUGUGAAUCAAAAACUCAGAUGGAAGCUGCGAACUUCUGCGCGAAGCUGGGAGGUCGCCUGCCCCUCUACAACCAAAGCUCUGAGUACCAGAUGGCUACCAAGAUCAUGAAUCAGCAUCUUCCCCGCUUUGGCAUCGCGACCUUUGGGCUAAACGCCUGGGCAGCUGGGGGUCAGCCAGGAGCUGGACGCUUAACUUGCAUGACUGCGACAUGGAACAGUGCCACGACAAAGCCUACGCUCAUCAACAAUCAAAAUUGCUCGACAUUGCUACAGUUCGGAUGUCUUGUGGAUCGGGCCCCUAGCUUUGCAGCUGAACUUGACAAUUGCCGCUGCACAACAGAGACGAAAACUCUGGUCGAGACGUUGCUGAUCCAGUACAUCAUCAAUUACUUCAUUGGAAAUUUAUCAUCAUAUAUCUACAGCAUGCUGCUCGCACCCGUCUACUUCCUCUUGGUAGGCAUGGGAUGCUGCAAGUUCACGAAAUUUCUCUUAGAUAACUUGGUACUCGAUUGGGCAAGGUCAGACGCCUCAGGCCGUCCUGCCAUCAGGAAGGAAGACGAGUACCUGUUCUUCACGUUGAUAGUUUGGUCUGAUGCUCCAAGAAACAUGUGCUGCUGUGGAGAAACUCCUGAGCAGGAAACUUGUUCAGAGGAGCGAUACGAUUGA